AUGAGAGUGAGUCUGGUGCGUCGCCUUUCAAAACAAUCAGAUCACACAGCAUAUAAAAAGUACGCUCUGUUUUCUCCUUUCUCCUCCUGCGCACCAUCAUUAUUCAAGAAACCCUCCACCUUCCUCCUUCCUCCGGCCUCCCUUCUCCUCCGCGGCUCCGCCUUCGGCCUCCCACCACCGGCUCCCCCUUCCUCUGCCCUCUCCGUCGCCCUAUCCGCCUCCACUGAAAGUGGUCAAAAAGAUGCAUCUGUGACCGACGGAUACAAUGGUUGGAACAAAAAAGAUAGACUGGGUAUUCAUGUAGGUAAGCUGAAUAGUUUUCACAACAAAGCUCUUCAGAGAUGUGACGAUUUUCGUAAACCAAAACAAUCUAUUAGUAGUGCCUUUCAAAAGCAUGGUCAACCUAGCCAAAAACACAAAAUCGAGUAUAGAAUCCGAUUAAGCACAUCAGUUAUUCUUGCUAAAGCUUUAUUGAAUGGUGCAUUACUGUUUCGUGGUCAUGAUGAGUCUGAAAGUUCAAUUUAUAAAGGACAUUUCUUGGAAUUUUUAAAACUAUUGGGAGAGUUGAAUGAGUCCAUUGGUAAGGUUAUAUUAGGAAAUGCUCCGGGGAAUAACCAAAUGACGUCUCCAAAAAUUCAGAAAGAUAUUUUUGAUGAGUCUCGUGAUAUAUCUAAAAUAGAACAAAUGGCAGUCAUUUUGAGAUAUGUUGACAAGCAUGAGGUUAUUAAAGAGCGAUUUACCGCCCUUGUUCAUGUCAUGGAAACAUCAGCACUAUCUCUGAAAUCAGGGUUAGAGGUCAAGAAUACGAUGGUGCUAGCAAUAUGGCUGAUGAUUCGAGAAAAGCAAAAGGAGAAAGUACAAGAAGCAAUAGGUCGUGAAGGAGUUGAAACCGGGAGUGGUUUAAAUCAAAAACUAUCUACUGCAAGAGCCGGAUAUACACGUUGGAGCUCUCAUCAUAAGACACUUGUGCGUUUGGUUCAGUUAUAUCCAACAAUUUUUGAAGUGCUUCAAUAUAUUCGGAAUUCCGGUUUCAAUAAUGUUCACCAAAGACAAGCAAAUGCUCUUCAAAGAAAGGACCAAGAUAUAGUGAAUGCAAUUCAAAUGGUUACUGCAACGAAGCAACAACUUCAAACAUAUAGACUUGAAGGAUUUGAUUCACUUUUGAAAGAUGUGGCAUCUUUUUGUGAAAAAAAUGAGAUUGAAAUUUUUGACAUGGAAGAUGAAUACGUUAAUCCGAAAUAUAAAAGAAAAAUGACUAACAUCACCAAUCACCAUUAUUAUGAGGUUGAAAAUUUCGACACGGUGUUAGAUAUGCAAUUACAAGAGCUUGACAAUCGUUUUAGUGAGAUUUUAAGGUUGGCCGAGUUUUAUCUAUUUGAUUUUAGUUAUGAAGAAAGAGAAUCUCUUAUGAUUGAGCUAGGCAACUACAUUAUUAUUAUGAGAAAAGAUGGAAUGUUUGCUAACGUGAAUGAGAUAUAUAAUCUUGCAAAGAGGAUGGUAGAAACAAAGAAACAUUUGAGGUAUACGUUGGUCUAUCGUUUAUUAAAGUUAGCAUUAAUUCUACCGGUUGCAACGGCAAGAGUUGAGAGGUGUUUUUCGUCAAUGAAGCAUGUGAAGACGGAUUUGCGUAAUCGAAUGGGUGAUGAUUAUAUGAACGAUUGUUGCAUUUGUUAUAUCGAAAGAGACCUUCUUGCCAAUGUUUCGGUCGACGAUGUAAUCGAUCAUUUUUAA
This is a messenger RNA of Helianthus annuus (common sunflower), 1731 nucleotides long. RefSeq lists its product as uncharacterized. The transcript is spliced from 8 exons. Gene Ontology annotation, molecular function: protein dimerization activity. Bases 1 to 1731 code for a protein of 576 amino acids. NCBI's taxonomy places the organism in Eukaryota, Viridiplantae, Streptophyta, Magnoliopsida, Asterales, Asteraceae. The record is from RefSeq and is a predicted model, not a curated record.